Molecule: messenger RNA, 5224 nt
Organism: Bactrocera tryoni
Lineage: Eukaryota; Metazoa; Arthropoda; Insecta; Diptera; Tephritidae
Exons: 3
Coding region: 1-2763 (920 amino acids)
Cellular component (GO): plasma membrane
Source: RefSeq, a predicted model, not a curated record
AUGAAUGCAUCAGGAGAAGAUGAAGACAACGAAUAUGCAAAACAUAAAUGGCAAAGCUUUUCAUUCAAAAAUGGAAAACGUUCAAACAAUAAGUCUCCUAAAUUCCAUCAAAAGAAGAAAGAAAUUCUCAUACAUCCAAAUAGAUUUGACCUCCUAAGUGAUGAUGAAGACACUUUUCCGAUCGCUGAAGAGGAUGUGACAGUGAAUGAAACAGAAGUGCUGAAUGCUCCAAAACCACCGCCGUUGAUUAUACCAGAAACUGAAAAUGUAUUAUAUAUUUAUACUUAUGCUGAUGACACUGCUCUAUUGUCGUCAAGCCAGACGCCAAUUGUAGCAAAAUUUAGUGCAAAGAGAAUUGAACAAGAUAGAGACUUGGUUAGAUUGCUGGAAAAUGAAAGUAAACGGUUGACGCGAUCGUGUGAUACUGUGCUAAAUGCAGAAAUGUCCGUCCUGAGAUUUCAGCCAUUUAUUUUAUGUAGCGGUCUUUCACAAUCUGGUGUCUUAUGUCUCUGCGGGAGUUGUUCUCGAAGUUAUUUUAAUAAAGACUUUGAAAGAAACAAUGACAGCACUCAUAGCAAUAUAAAAAGCAGAAAUGAAUUAAUUUAUAAGUUAUAUAUACCAUCAGAUAUCAGUGUUGCUACCGCUCAUUUUUCAAUCGAGGAAGCUUGUAAAGAAUGUCCUGAUAUUGUGUUUCAAAUUCAAUCAAACGCUUUUCCAAAAUCUAUUAAUGAAAGCCGGGACAACGUUGAUCAACAUAAUUUCAUUCACAGCGUUCAUAUAAUAAAACCGAACAAAACUGCAAACAUUUCACUUGAGUUCCACGUCCAAGAGAAAGCUUGGCAUUAUAUACAUGUGACAUUUUUCAAAGAAAAGAAAGUAAUGUCAGAAGGAUGGAAAACAAAAUUGACUGAGCCAUUCGUUUCUCAAAAUGAAGAACAAUAUACAAAAACUAUUAAUUCGAGUGGUGCAAAUUUUCAAAAAGAAUAUUAUGAAGAAGAUAGUAUUUGUUUUCACCAAAUAAAAUACGGUUUGGUAAUCAAUUUCCAAACAUCUCUGGACGCUUCACAUAAAGAACAGGAAACGGCAAUAAUCAAUUCAACUUUUGCCACGAAGAAUGUAACCGUUGAUAUUUUAAACGAAAAUAUUACCAUAGAUUUAUUGAAUCAUGAUGCAAGGGAAUGGUUACCAAAACGAUUUCGAGGUAUAGACUUUUAUCCACUCCUUCGCCAAUCUUAUCGUGAGUUUUUUAUGUUUGAUUAUGACCUUAUGCCAGACAAAAAUGGCACAGUUCCAUUUAUUCUCAAUUUAACCGCAGGUAUACCUGCUGGUUUUGCUUUUGACGUUGGUGAGGUACAUGACAUAGGCGGAACUUUAACUUUCGCUGUAUCGAUGAAAAAAGCUUUAGAAAGCGAAUCAAUUGUAUUGCAGGAAAUAUUUCCUACCAGUACUGGCAGUGAUUUUACUGUAAAAGGAAGGUCCAGAAGCAAUAAGACAAUAUUGGUUUGUAUGCACUUAUCAGAACCAGGAAUUCCAAUUUGGCCAGAUAAAUGUCAGUACGGCCAACAAGUUUUUCCAGCCGCAAGUAUAGUUAAUAAUACGGAUUUCAGCACAACCACGGGUCUUGUUCACGUUCCAUUUCCAGAAAGUGGACGAUGGUACAUUAGCAUGGCUCUAUAUUGUCACCAAAACAAGUCGACAUCUCACUUAACCGUAACAGAUAGAGUAAAAGACUUUAUAAAAAAAAAUAUACAUACUUUAGAUAAAAUAAGGCAAUCGUGCCCUUGCUUUCCGGAAUUGAGGCGAUGUAUUGCAAAUAUUGAAUGCUUGAAUUCAAUGACUGAUGUAGAGACAUUGAAAGUAAAAGAUUGCUUUGUGGAUCCGAAAUGUACUCCUAAUUAUUUCGAUAUGAUACUCAAUUUUGAAGUGCAUCAAAAACUUACCAAUAAUCAAUAUUUUGCACUGGAAAAUUGCAACACUUCGGUGGUAUUUACGAUCUCAUCAAAUCCUUGUGUUGCUGGCCGUUGUGGACGAUAUGGCCGUUGCUACCAUUACAUGUCAGGAGGUUUAGUUUUCUCUACUUGUGUGUGCAUGAAAGGCUAUAGAGGUUGGGAUUGUUCUGAAGAUAGUCAAGUGCCAUCAAAUUUAUCUAUCCUUGCAUCAUCUCUCUUACUUACUCUUAGCAACCUAAUUUUUUUACCCAGCAUUUGCAUUGCAAUUCAACGUUACUUCUACACCGAAGCAACUAUUUAUUUUUUCGCUAUGGCUUUUUCUAUAUUAUAUCAUGCUUGUGAUUCUGGAGAGGAUGAGUACAGUUUUUGCUUAGUAAAAGUAGGAGUAUUGCAGUUUUGUGAUUUUUACUGUGGUCUUCUAGCCAUUUGGGUUACUUUAAUCGCAAUGUCACACAUUCGUCAACAAUUCGUCUCAAUUCUACAUAUGCUUGGUGCAGUUCUCUUAGCUUUUGGCACUAAACUCAAUAAACAGAGUCUUUGGGUAUUCUUAGCACCUGCGCUUACUGGUAUAUGUCUCUUUUCUACAAGUUGGGGUAUACGUUGUUACAAAAUGCGAAAUUGGUAUCCAUCGCCAAAGUAUCUCAUAAUUUAUAUGCCCUUAGGCGUGGUCCUUGUAAUGGUUGGUCUGAUCUGCUUUGCUUUCUUGCAAACGAAACAAAACUACUACAUUGUCCAUUCAAUUUGGCAUACGGUAAUGGCUCUAAGCAUUCUUUGCCUGCUCCCUUCAAGAAAAUACUUCAUACCAAAGUGCUAGCACUCAUCAUUCUACCUCAAGGAGAAUCUUCUCCUCCAACAGAAAUUCUACAAGUAUGAUCACAAACUUAGAAGGUUUAAAACUAUAAACCAAAAUAUACAUUAAAUUAUAUAUCGAAACGGUGGAAAGAUUCCAAAACAAAGUUCUGCGAAAAAUUUUAAAUGCCACGUGGUACAUACGCAAUUCGGCUCUGCAUUGUGAUAUUCAUUUAAAAAUGGUUCAGGAAGUCAUUCGGGAAACGGCUUCGAAACAUACAAAAAGUUUACAGAAUCAUGUAAGCACUGACGACCGACAACUAGGAGAGACUAGCAAUAGCAGCCGCAAACUGAACAGAAUAACGUUUCAUGAGAAGACUCUAAGAAAAUAACAAAUAUCAUAACACUAAGUUAUUAAGUUUAGUUUAAAAAAGAAAAAAGCUUGUUAGUUUACAUUUAUCACUAGUUGCAAUUUAAAUGAAAUGUAAAACCAUCACUUUAUUACCUUUUAAUAAAAAAAUAUAUGUAUAUCUAUAUAAAUGCAGUGGGAAUCUCAUAUCACCAUACUAAGGAACUAAUGCUAUAAGAAAAACGGACGGAUUUCAUCUACUUUUAACAUUAAACUAAAGCAUGCCUCGAAAAAUUAACCAAACUUUAUGAAACCAAUAUACAAUAUCUUGAAGUAUCUGUAACUGGGCGAAACCAAAGACUUGUCGUGUUUUAUUAAUUUUCGACGCCUAAAUGUGUUCUUAAAAAAGUUACAAAUAAUGUACACAAGAACCAAACACUUCUCGGCUUAAGAAAAAAAAAGUCCUUCGAGAAAAUCUCAGCUAUAAGUUUGAUUAAUCUGGUGGGCCCACAUAAGCCAUAUAUAGACCAGUUUGGUUCUUUGUGAUGCUAGAUGGAGUUCAGUUGCUAAGUCCAAGUGGAGUAGUUAUUCUUUGGGUUGUCUGCCCUUGACGCGAAUUUUUACAGUUUCUGCGACCUCAUAAUCGAUUCCUCCUCCAGUGUAUCAUACUGUGGGGGCCACAGAUCUUUACAGCAUAAUCUUGCCAAUUCGGGACAAGUGCACAAGAGAUAUUCCAUUGUUUCCCUGGUGCACUGCUCUAGGCUUUUUCUGCAGUAUUCUACUUCUGUCAGACCCCAGGAAUCUAAAUAUUUGGCUACAUUUAAAUACAGUGUAACGGUUUUGUUAUCCCAAAACUAAUCGAGAUAGAUAAAGGUUAUUGUAUAUGCAGUGACUCACAAAAUUGAUCACGCUUCAGUUGACUAUUCAUUUCUUUUUUCAUUCCGUCUUGCAUAUGCAAUCAAACACAAAUCCGACUGAAUACUUAUGUUGCUUGGCGUUUGAUGUACCGUUAUCUAUAUGUUUUACGUCGCCACCAAAAUAAGCGGUAAAGUAAAAUUUGAACAAUGCGCAGAAGGCAAGCGUGAUCAAUUUUGAGACUUUCGCUCGAAGUGUUCGGACGUGCGCAAAAAAGUGAAUUCAUAAAAAUGAAAUAUUACUUGUGUUUUAUUCUUUCAUAUUAUAUCUGUAAAAAAAACAUAAAAUAUUUCGAAAAUAUCAAACCAUUUACGAGUUUUUUAUCAUCAUCAUGUUCAUGUGAGUCACUGUAUAUAGUCAUGAAACUUCGUACACCUGUUCCUUGGUCGAAUUCGUAGAUGGACAUAGUCGAACCACUGCAACGCUCACUCAACUAAGCCGCAAAUUUAGAUACAAAACUGUAGUUUGGCACAACCGCAAUAUCAAAAACCGGACAAAAUGAAAAUUACAAACAUCAGCGAUGCUACUCAAAAUUGAUUUUUUAGUACUUAGGUAACGUUCUACAAUGAACCGAUAAAAUGAAUGACCUUCAGCCCGCUAUAUUGGCACACAAGUAGUCGGAACCUACACCCGAGUUAUAUCGUCACAUCAACACCCACCAAAACCCAAAAGGCACCAAUAGAAUAAUAAGAACAUAUCAUUAAAUUUAUUUUAUUAUUUGAGGCAUUGCAACAACUAUAAAUAACACUUACUUCCUGUUAUCAACUUUUGUGCUAUUGUUGUUGUUUUAAUUUUUACUGACUCAUCAAAUUUAUUUUACUUGCUUGACUUCAUAAGACACCAAUGGAAUAGUAAGAACAUGUCAUUAAAUUUGUUUUAUUAUUUAAAACAUUGCAAAAGUUGUAAAUACUUACUUGCAAAAAUUGUAAUUAAUACUUACUUCCUGUUAUCAACUUUUGUGCAAUUGUUGUUGUUUUAAUUUUUACUGACUCAUCAAAUUUAUUUUACUUGCUUGACUUCAUAAGACACCAAUGGAAUAGUAAGAACAUGUCAUUAAAUUUGUUUUAUUAUUUAAAACAUUGCAAAAGUUGUAAAUACUUACUUGCAAAAAUUGUAAUUAAUACUUACUUCCUGUUAUCAACUUUUGUGCAAUUAUUAUUGUUUUAAUUUUACUGACUCAUCAAAUUUAUUUUACUUGCUUGACUUCGUGUGGAAUUGGUUU